Mercurialis annua (annual mercury) is the source of this 891-nucleotide messenger RNA. RefSeq lists its product as uncharacterized. Gene Ontology annotation, molecular function: nucleic acid binding. The record is from RefSeq and is a predicted model, not a curated record. The transcript is spliced from 7 exons. The coding region runs from base 1 to 891 and encodes 296 amino acids. NCBI's taxonomy places the organism in Eukaryota, Viridiplantae, Streptophyta, Magnoliopsida, Malpighiales, Euphorbiaceae.
AUGUACCAUGAUCUCAAGGGUACUUAUUGGUGGAGUGUAAUGAAGAAAGACGUUGCGGAGUAUGUUUCCAAGUGUUUGACUUGCCAGCAGACGUUGGAGGAUAUGCUCAGGAUAUAUGUUCUAGACUUUCAGGGUAGUUGCGAUUCUCAUUUGCUGUUGAUUGAGUUUUCGUAUAAUAAUAGUUACCAUGCGAGUAUUGAGAUGGCACCUUACGAGGCUUUGUGUGGUUGCAAGUGUCGAUCCUCGAUCUGUUGGGAAGAGGUACCGUUGAUCAAACUGAGGUUGGAGACUUCUUUUAGUCGGCAUAAGAGUUACGUUGAUCCUAAGCGUAAGGACAUUGAGUUUCAGGUUUGCGAUUUUGUGUUCCUUCGAGUUGCGCCUAUGAAAGGUGUGAUUUGUUUUGGUGUUAAGAGAAUGUUAGCACCGAGAUAUGUGGGUCCGUAUGAGAUUAUCGAGCGUAUUGGAGCGGUGACGUAUAAGUCGGCUUUGCCACCAGAUUUGUCGUUGGAGCAGCCUGUCGAGAUAGUUGACACGCUGGCGCGUAAGUUGCGGAACAAGGAGAUUCCAAUGUUCAAAGUCCUUUGGCGGAACCAUUCUGUUGAGGAGUGCACUUGGGAGACCGAGUGUGAUAUGAGAAAUCACUAUCCUUUUCUUUUUCCUGAAGACUCGUCAACUGCUCGUGCUUUCGAGUCAAAUCAGGGUAAGGUUCUUGCAAGGAGUUCGCGUGGUUUAGCAAGCAAUUUACAGUUUUUUCCGAGUUGUUCAACUGCACUGAAGAAACAGAAUGACAAAGCAUAUACGCCCGACAGUAGAGACCAGUCAGUAGAUGCAGACCUUAGGAUAAAGCUCAUAACUGACAUGAUCCCCAGACUCCGGAAAUAUAAAGAUUGA